Molecule: messenger RNA, 3096 nt
Organism: Pichia kudriavzevii
Lineage: Eukaryota; Fungi; Ascomycota; Pichiomycetes; Pichiales; Pichiaceae
Exons: 1
Coding region: 1-3096 (1031 amino acids)
Biological process (GO): protein import into nucleus
Cellular component (GO): nuclear membrane; cytoplasm
Source: RefSeq, a predicted model, not a curated record
AUGAAACUUUUUUUUUUAGUUUUUACUUGUUUUUUUUUUUUUUUUUUUUUUUUUUUUUUUUCAAAUCGUGAUUCUUCAGGUAUCAUCAUCAUCUUAUACUGCCGUUAUCCAACGUUCUCAUCAAGGGUACAUUUUACUGGAGAAUCUGCAAAUCUGGAAACGAUGGAUAUCCAGCAAAUACAAAAUACCCUACAGAGUUUGUAUGGGCCUACGUCACCGGCGGAAAAAAAAGCUGCCAGUGAUGCUCUCUUGCAGUUUCAGAGAUCGCAGCAAGCUUGGGACGUUAUAUUUCCUAUCUUGCAAGAGCCCAACGCACCUUUUGAGCUGAAGUUGUUUGUUUGCCAAACCCUAAGAUCUAAAGUGCAGUAUGAUUUUGGCCAAUUGAAUAACGAAAGCUCAACAAUUGAGAGUCUGCGUUUAUCUAUACUAAAUGUUCUGAAUAGCAUGACUGAAUUCAAGUCACAAAAACUAUUAAUCAUCCAGGUGUCUAUUGCAUUGGCAUAUCUUAUUAUCCAGGAUUUUACAUGGGAGACACCAAUCACCGAUGUCAUGAAUGCUUUAGCAAAUACCCCUGUGAAUUUGCUCGAGUUUUUGAAUGUUUUACCUGAAGAAAUGUCAGAUUUUAAAAAAUUACCGUUGACAAACGAAGAAUUCGAAUCUCAGUUUGAGAAACUACUCACUAAGAAUGCAGAAAACGUCUACUAUGUACUUGUUCAAAGCUCUGCAAAUAUAGGCUUUAAUAAAGACCUUGAAACUUUAGUAUUAUGUUGCAUCAAAUCAUGGAUAAAUGAAAUUCCUAUUUCUUUGAUUCUUUCAGAAGACUCUCCUUUGUGGAAACUAAUCGUUGAUGGUUUCAAAGACGAUGAAACUUUUGAUACCUCAGUUGAUUGUAUGAUCACCAUUGUGAACCAGAUUGAUGUUUUCGACAAUCUAGACGAUAAUUUACCGUUGAUUCAAAUUGUGUAUUCUGAACUUGUUGCUCUCCGUCCGAUUAUUCAGCAACACUGGGAAGAUCCGAUGGUUAUCGAACGUUUGGCCGAGCUAUAUGCGUCUGCAGGUGAAGCUUGGCAUACACUCAUUGUGAAAGAUCCUAGUAAUUUCCAAGUUUUGAUUGAAAGCAUUCUGCAAUUAUCAAAUUAUUCUGAGGACUUGGACAUUGUCAAGUACACAUUCAAGUUUUGGUAUGAAAUGAAGUCCAUGUUGGCCCUACCCACUUUCAAAGAUUCUAAACUCAUCUUUAAACCAAUUUAUAUUAAAUUGACCGAAAUUUUGAUUGAGCACUUGAAGUACCCAUUAGUGUCUGAUUCUACCAAUGUUUCGGAAUUGUUCAACCAUAAUAAGGAGAAUGAAGACAAAUUCAAAGAGUUUAGAUAUGAAAUAGGAGAUGUCUUGAAAGACUGUUGCUUGAUUGUUGGCCAGUAUGAUUGUCUAUCUAUACCUUUCAACAAGCUUCAAGCAUUAAUUGGAUCAGGCAGUGGUGUCCGGUGGCAAGAGAUUGAAUGUCUUCUUUUUGCAAUUCGUUCUAUGGCAAAGGAGGUCUCGAAGAAUGAGUCUAAAAUUAUCCCCCAAAUUAUGUCUUACUUAGUUCAAUUGCCGGAGAACCCUAAGAUUAGAUACGCAGCUACACUUGUUUUGGGCCGAUACACCCUUUGGACAAGUGCCCAUCCAGAAUUUUUACAGACAGAAUUAAACUAUAUUAUUGAAGGAUUCAAAGUUGUUGAUUCCGGCUAUAAGGAAGAUGAGAAGAUGCAGAUAAUCAUAGCCGCAUCGCAUGCAUUGAAGUACUUUUGUAUGGAUUGUUCUGAACUUCUCAUUGACUUUUUGGAGCCUCUUUACAAUCUAUACUCCAAUAUCGAGAACUUUAUAGAUUUCCAGUCGUUGUACGAUAUUGUGGAAGGGCUAUCAUAUGUUUUACAGCAGUAUAUUGGAAAAAACAUUGUUUCCAACCCAGAUCAGUGCCUCAGUGUUCUCCAAAUGUUUUGGAGCUCAACUAUAUCAAAACUUGAAGGCUUUAUUGCAAACAAAAAUGAUGUUGCUGCAAUCGAUGUUCAAAUCGGCAACACUGUCGAGUUACUGACUCUAUACAUUGAGAACUUUAAGCCUACCCACGGUUUCAUGACUACGAAAAACCCCGACUAUGCCAUUUGCACUUAUGUCAUGAAUUCGGUAUUGCCACUGAUUUUCCAAGUGAUUGAAAGAUAUGGUUCAAUGAUAAGGGUUAGUGAGCGUAGCAUUAAACUCAUCAGAAAAUGCAUCCAAACUUUUGGAAGAUUCAUAUUGCCCUCUCUCAAAUCACUUGAGAAUGUUCUUGCUCAAGGAUUUCAGAAUUUUGGAUAUGGGUGCUAUCUAUGGUGUUCUGGUGCAUUACUUAAGGAGUUUAGCAAUGAGGAGGAUGAGGACUUGGAUGAGUUUAUUCCUCUCACAACUGAUAUCAUCAACGAGGUAUGGAAUUUUGGCCUGGGGCAAAUCCAUACUUUUAUUACUAUAUACGAGGCAGACAAGAUCAAUGUCAACAAAGAUUUGGUUGAAGAUUUUUACAGGAUGCUUGGUGAUGUGUUGAUGUUUAAGCCUCUAGAGUUGUUCAGUCAGUUCGAUAUUGUUGAGAUUGUCUUUCGAAUGUCACUAGAAAUAAUAGAUAAUGUGAACGAGUACGAGCUAUUGAAUCUUGUGAUUCAAUUUGUUAUCGACUUACUCAGCUGGAGUUUGGAAAAUCCUCCAAUUUCUAUCUAUAUCGACAUUCCUAACAUUCUCAAAUUCCAAAUCUUUGAAUUGAUGAAUAAAAACAGCACUGAAAUGGUCACCAAAAUGCUAAACUAUGCGAUCUUGAAAUUCAAUGAAGAUUUGAUGUAUUCUUCGAUUGAACUCGUGAUUGAAAUAUUCAAAAUCAACCGCCACUAUUCCAAGAAUGCUGCUACCCUGAACUCUAUUAAUAUGUUCUUGCAGUCUCUACCAUCGGAGUUGAUCAACGAUGUGGAAAAGAUGAAAUUCUAUAACCAGAUCGAAGUUGCUUUGAGUUCAAAGAAUUACAGGAAAGUUAGGUCAUCCAUGUUGGACUUCAUUCACUGGUACAAGAGAAAAAUUGUAAAUAGGGACUAA